Molecule: messenger RNA, 3686 nt
Organism: Vombatus ursinus (common wombat)
Lineage: Eukaryota; Metazoa; Chordata; Mammalia; Diprotodontia; Vombatidae
Gene: COL25A1
Product: collagen type XXV alpha 1 chain
Exons: 39
Coding region: 363-2438 (691 amino acids)
Source: RefSeq, a predicted model, not a curated record
CCGAGGGGUGCUUGGAGUGGACCAGGAGGUCCGGUGGGACUUGGUCUCCUUUAGAAUUUUUCCUCCCGCCGCAGCCCCCUGCUGCCGGGGCUGAGGGUGCUUUUGGCUCACUGCUGGGUGGGGUGAGCUAAGAAGAGGAUGCAGUUUCUGGGCUCUGAGACAAUCUGAGCUGAGGACCAUUUAUUCUCCUCUCCCUGCCUCUGUGGUUCAGCAAACUAGAGCUGCAAACUCGACCUGAACUUCAGCGGAACCCACCCUUUCCUUUUUUAUUUUAUUUUUCCCCUCUUUCUCAUAUUUUCAAAUUCCUCGUGGAGGUCCGAGGGCCAGAGUGAAAGAUCAGACGGACAAAAUCCCCCAUCAUCAUGCUGGGGAAGGACCAAGUAGGGAAGGGAGCACCCGAUGGGGCCGAGAAGCCCAGCUCCUCUGCGGGACAGCGCUGCCUCAGGACUUUGGCCCCUUGCUCUCUGCUGCCGGCCGUGGUGUCCGCGAUGUGUGUGAUUGCCUGCCUGUACCUGGGGGUGAAAACCAAUGACCUGCAGGCGAGGAUCUCGGCCAUCGAGGCAGCCAAAGGGGAACUUCCAUAUCAGCUCCUGCCGGCUUCCUUGGAUCGACUGGAAACAAUGAUGCAAGAGAAAAUGGAACGACUUUUGGCUCAGAAAUCCUAUGAGCAUUUGGCUAAAGUAAGAAUCGCCAGAGAAUCACCUCUAGAGUGUAACUGCCCAGCAGGACCUCCUGGGAAACGUGGUAAGAGGGGCAGAAGAGGAGAAUCUGGUCCUCCUGGUCAGCCAGGUCCACAGGGCCCUCCUGGUCCCAAAGGUGACAAGGGAGAUCAAGGGGAUCAGGGCCCUCGGGGUCCGCCAGGCUUCCCCACAGUUGCGGCUCUGCACAGUAAUCAGAUACUCACCGUCAAGGGUGACCAAGGUCAGGCUGGCCCUCCUGGACCCCCUGGCCCACCAGGACCCAGAGGGCCCCCUGGGGACACAGGAAAAGAUGGUCCCCAUGGCAUGCCAGGAGUACCUGGUGAACCGGGAAAGCCAGGAGAGCAAGGUUUAAUGGGACCUCAGGGGCCUCCAGGACAAAAGGGUUCUAUUGGAGCGUCUGGCACUCCAGGGAUGGAUGGGAAAAUGGGUGAACCUGGCUUGCCCGGAACAGCAGGACAGAAUGGAACACCUGGGCCUAAGGGCGAUCCUGGAGAGCGAGGAGAAAAGGGAGAUGCUGGAGACAGUGGACCCAAAGGUGACAUGGGUGAAAAGGGUGACCCUGGAUCUUCUGCUGCGGGAAUUAAGGGAGAACCUGGAGAAUCUGGCCGUCCAGGGCAAAAGGGUGAACCAGGGCUGCCUGGGCUGCCUGGACUUCCGGGGAUAAAGGGAGAGCCAGGUUUCAUUGGUCCACAGGGAGAACCAGGGUUGCCAGGGUUACCUGGAACAAAGGGUGAACGUGGAGAGGCUGGGUCACCUGGGAAAGGUGAGCGAGGUGAACCUGGAGCUCCUGGACUCAAGGGGAAACAAGGUGAAUCAGGAGCUAGAGGUCCCAAAGGGUCAAAGGGUGAUCAUGGAGACAAAGGUGACUCUGGAGUUCUGGGACCAAGGGGUCCUCCUGGGCAAAAGGGAGAUCCAGGAGCAACAGAAAUCAUAGACUACAAUGGCAAUAUUCAUGAGGCCUUGCAGAGGAUUACUACCUUAACUGUCACGGGACCCCCAGGACCUCCUGGACCACAAGGAUUGCAGGGACCAAAGGGUGAGCCAGGAUCUCCGGGAACACCAGGAGUUGAUGGUGAACAGGGUCCUAAAGGCUCAAAGGGAGACAUGGGGGAUUCAGGUCAGCCAGGUGAAAAGGGAGGAAUUGGACUUCCUGGAUUACCGGGUGCCAAUGGCAUGAAAGGAGAAAAAGGAGACUCUGGUUUACCGGGGCCACAGGGACCUUCUAUCAUUGGCCCACCAGGCCCACCAGGCCCCCACGGUCCACCAGGUCCAAUGGGACCCCAUGGACUUCCUGGGCCAAAGGGUGAACCAGGGUUAAAUGGUCUUAAAGGAUUGAAGGGUGAACCAGGUCAAAAGGGUGACAGAGGACCCCUUGGUCUUCCAGGAGCAUCUGGCUUAGACGGAAAGCCAGGAUCCCGGGGUACAGAUGGCCCUAUUGGACCCCAUGGACCUGCAGGUCCUAAAGGAGAAAGAGGUGAAAAGGGAGCUGUGGGAGAGCCUGGUCCCAGGGGACCUUAUGGUUUGCCUGGGAAGGAUGGAGAACCUGGUCUUGAUGGUUUUCCCGGUCCUCGAGGAGAGAAGGGUGAUUUAGGAGAGAAAGGAGAAAAGGGGGAAAAGGGAAAGAAAGGCAAAAAGGGGCCCAAAGGGGAGAAAGGAGAACAGGGUGCCCCUGGAUUAGAUGCACCUUGCCCAUUGGGGCCGGAUGGAUUACCGAUGCCUGGGUGUUGGCAAAAGUGAUGAAUCUAACCUUACAAGCAUGAAGUUGUGUAUAUAAUGCUCUACGUUUUGUAUUUAUAGUUGAAAAAUGAAAUAUAGAUUUUACAAGUCUGAGACAUGUUUACAUGUAGCUGCUUCUACCUGUUUGAAUUGGCCAUGUGUACAUCUUCUCUUCACUUACAUCCGAAGUUAGACAGUAUAGAAAACCAUGUGGAGAGAAACUUGAAAACUCACAGAUUGAGAGCUCUCUGGUAUGAUGACAUGUAGCCAUGUGGAAAUAGCAGAGAUAGAGUGUGAUUGUGCCUGCCAUGAUUUGCCCUUCCAUUGGACUCCCAUGGACAAUAAGUUCUAUGAACUAGUCGUUUACAUGAAAUUGUGACCAAAUAUGGACUAAAAGCUAUGAAAUGUAUGGUACUGACUGAUUGUAUGUAGAGCUGAAUGUCUUCUCAUCCACAUUGACCUCGGCCACCACCAUUGACCCACACCCCCCUUACCUGUUGAGAUAAACUAAAAAAGCAUGAAGUGUGUGCCCAACCUGCUUGCCCGAUGCUAACCUGAUGCUUGCUGAUACCUUUGAUCCCAGUCACUGAACAUUUUUGUUCCUUUUAUCGUUUUGUCAUUCCCAAGGGGGUCACACCAUGGCUUAUUGCCAAAAAGAGAUAAGUCCGUGGAGCAAGAACACGAAAAAGGUCUUGUAUUUUGAGGGAGCUGCAGUCCUGACUGCAGAGCGACAGCUUCCAGUUUUGUGGGGUCCCAUGGGCCACCUUGGGUAAAAACACAAGGUGCCAGGCCUGUUGCCCACCACCAGUUUUCCUUGUACCGCUCCUGGCAGUGAAGACGUGCAAGGCGGACAAGUUCAGCAUCACGCGCUGUCUCUUGUGUGACUGAGUAGGGAAGAGGUUUACAAAAGCAAACACCCAGAGGAGAAUAAAAAAGUUUUUAUCUUUAAAUAAAUUUUAAAAAAAGAAUUCCACAACUGAAAACAUGGGUGGUUUGGAAAGAUGACGGAGAUGUCCAGCAGUUCUUCUGAGGUAGGAGAUAUUUGAAACAACAGACCUUCUCUCUGAGGAAUGGGACAACUGGCGGUCACCAUGUUGCAUGAUAGGGUUGCUAAAGAAAGGACGGGCUUUGAUAAGGAGAAGUCAAAAUCACAUACUCUCCUACAGCGUAAAGUGGCCAAGUUCAUCUGGACAGUCCAUGCUGCAAUGUGAUUGGAUAGUGUAUUUUUUGAGAAACAAUCCAUGUUGAACCUUUUUUACAGGGUUUUGG